CUGAAAGGUGGGAUUUCUGCUUAUAUUAUAAUAAAAAUGUCUACUGGUGAUCCUAUUCAGGGAGUCUAAAUUCAGCUUGAGUCUAGUGUUCAUUAUUGCUUUCCUGUAGGUGAUUGAAGAUAUCUAGCCAAAGGGGAACAGUAGGUGCUGGGAUUUAUGGGAACUUUAAAUGGGUAAAAAUAAUGGCUUACAUCAAAAUGUGUUUAGAUUCAUCCUGAUCUUAAAAUAUUUUUGAGACAUGGCAAGCUGUGGGAUGUUGAGAGUACAGGUGAGGUACGAAGACCUCUCCCUCCAGCCGCAGGACUCUUCCUAAUAAUGAUGGAAGUUAAAAUGAAUCAUUUAUGAGCAUCAGUAGACACAUGGGUGGGGCCUUUUUGUAAACUGGUAUUUUGUUGAUGCAAUAUGUGUGACAGCCUUUUAGUUCUGAAUAUAAAUGUUACUGAGAGGAAAUUAGGUUGGUUCACAGAGGAGAUCAGCCAGACCUUGCACUGCAUCUUGCUGAGGAGCAGGUACCUCCACCAGUUCUGUGCUUCAGAUACCAGUACAUGUAGAAGAAAAAUGGAAGUCAUUGAGCUGGGAGAAGUCGACCUGAAUUGUCCUUCCAACUGCCAGAUUCAUAAUACCCAUUUCUUUGGAACUGACAAACAGAUAAUAAGGAGAGGGCAAGCCUUCAGCUUCUAUGCUCGCUUCCAAAAUCGGGAAUGGGAUGACUCCGUGGACCAGGCUAUUUUCACCGUGGAGACAGGCCUCAGACCCUGUGAAUCAAAUGAGACAAAAUGUACCUUCCCAAUGGGCAGAUGUCUAGAUCAAACCUGCUGGAGUGCUUCCCACAAAGUUCAUCAGCCAAAAUGCAUCAAUAUCAGCGUGUUUCCUCCCUCCAAUGCCUGCAUUGGCCGUUAUAUUCUCAAUAUGCAAAUCACAUCUUGUGGUCACACCUAUCAGCGAUGUCUUGGAGAUUUUUAUGUCCUUUUUAACCCUUGGUGUGCAGAUGACCCUGUAUAUAUGGACAACCAGGCCCAUAGAGAAGAAUAUGUUCUGAAUGAACAUGGGAUAUUGUAUGAAGGAGUUCACAAGCAUAUUACCUCUCGACCAUGGCAUUUUGGACAGUUUGAAGAUGGGAUUCUGGAUAUCUGCUUGAAGAUCCUAGACAUGGGUGCAAGUUACCAUCAUGGCUCUGAUCGUGACCAUUGCUGGCGCAAUGAUCCUGUGCAUGUCAGCAUGGUGGUAAAUCAUAUGAUAAGCAGCCAUACCACUAACAGUAUCAUGAAGAUUCCAGAAAACAAUGAUUACCUGAAAGGAACAAAACCAUUCUCCUGGAAUGGAAGUGUCCCUAUUCUUCAGCAGUGGUACAAUGGCAGAUGCAGGCCGGUCAGAUAUGGGUACUGUGGGUCUCUUGCUUCAGUAAUGUGCACAGUGAUGAGGUGUUUGGGAAUUCCAAGCCGUGUUGUCACGAACUUCUGUUUUCCAUGCUCAAUUGAGAAUCCCCUUGGUAUCAAUGAGAUUUUUGAUUGUACUGGAAAAAACCUGUGUGGUAAAGACAAGCUAUGGCGAUAUCACUGCUGGAAUGAAUCUUGGAUGGCUCGCAGAGACCUAAAUCAAUGCUGUGGUGAUUGGCAGUGUCUGGAUCCAACACCUUUGGAAACGGGCAGAGGUUUAGCUUGCAGCGGUCCUACAUGGGUUCGAAGCAUCAGAGAAGGGGAACUGGACUUGGACUAUGAUGGUCAUCAUAUGUUUUCUCGAGUAAAUUCGAACUAUGUUGGCUGGCUUUCCCAAAACAAUGCCAAAAAAACUAAAUUUUUCUGCGACACUUGGCCAUGUGGACAACAUCUUAUCACCAAGAGUGUUGGCAGUGAGCAAUUCGAAGAUAUCACUGGGGCUUACAAGUAUGAACUAGGUUCUGUGAAAAACAAAGAAGCUUAUUACCGGGCUUACAGAAGAAUUCACCCAGGCUACUGCAAUGCUUCCAACUGUCAUAUUGAGAGAGAGUUAUCAUCCCUGAAAAACCCAUUUUUGAGUGACUCUGGUAUUAACAUGAGGUUGAAGAUGGCUAACUGCCCAAUGUAUGGUGAAGAUGUUCAACUGCAUUGGGUGCUUGAAAAUUUGCGUAGUGAAAACAAAAACCUGAAGUUUAAUUUGUGCGCACAAAUAAUAACCUAUAGUGGUUGCCCAAUGGAUCAAUUUUGGAAAGACAGUGUGAAUGUCACAUUAGGUCCAAGGGAAGUGAAAAAAAUUCCACUCUGUAUAUCGUAUAGUCAAUAUGGACCUUAUCUCUGUGAUCACAACAUUAUGAAAGUAGUUGCUGUCUCAGACCCAGAGUGUGGAGAAGUUCUGAUGGUGAGCAGGGAUAUUGUGAUCAACAGGCCACCUGUUAUUGUAAAGCUACUGAGCCAGCCCAGGCUGAAAGUACCAUGUACUGCAGAGAUCUCCUUCUGCAAUCCUCUCCAGGAAGAUAUGAAGAACUGUGUAAUGACAUUAGAAGGCUGUGGUUUAUUCAAAGAGCCAAUGACCAUUGAUUUGGGAACACUGGCAUCCAAUCAACAGGCGCGGACCAUCGUGGAGUUCACACCUUACAGGCUUGGCAGCCACCGUCUCCUGGCCAAUUUUGGAUGCCACAAGUUUGCCUAUUGCAAGGGAUGCACCAAGGCUGAAGUGUGUUGCCCCACCGGCCAGAAUGGCACCCUGCCCGUCAGCCAGAAUGGGUCGCUCCCCGUGUGUGAGAAUGGCUCCCUCCCCAUGAACAGCUCUGGGCCUGUCCCUGUGGCGGACCCUACGUUCAACUCCAUGUGUGAAUAUAUAUGUAUCCCAGUGUGCAACCCAAACUGCAGUGCCGGGGGCCAGCCUGUUUAUGACUUCGUGUACCUCCCUGCAGGCCAUCCCUUAUGCAACUCCAUCUGCAACCAAGGUUUCAAUCCAAGCGUCAAUCCUGGUUUUGACCUGGGAUGUGAUCCUGGCUUCCGUGUCAUAUGUGAGACUGUGCCUCCAGCUACAUGCACCUCAAUGCCUCCGACCGUGUAUGGCUCCAUGCCUGCCCCAACAUCCAACCCAGUGUGCCCCCCUAUGCCUCAUGUGGUGUUUGAGACGGGCCCUGCUCCCUCACACCAGCCUGGGGGUGGAGGGGGAUCAAUGUCCUACUCUGUCUCUGUCCCCGCCAAUAAUGCGGUGAGUGCCCUGCUGACACACUUCAUGGCUGGCUCCAGUCCUACUGUGGCAACCCAGGCAGUCCCUGCCCAUAUGUCUGCUCCGCCAUCCCACCCCGUGUGCUCACCAGUGGUCCACACCGUCGGCAGUCCAAUGCCAGCACCAGCUCCUGUUUCAGUGCCUGCUGCCUCCGUCUCACACGUCGUCUGUGGCUCCGCGCCCUCUCCCACCACCCAGGCUCCAUGUGGCCCAAUGGCCACUGUGUCCUCCCAACCCCUGAGCGCCCCAGUAGCCCAUGGCAUGUGCUCCCCAGGCCCUGGCCCAGCAGCUUCCCCAGUGCCCCGUUCUACCACCCGUAGCACCACCCCAACAGGGCUGCAGAUGGGGAGCACCCCGGUGGCCCACUCGCUGUACUCCGCAGCCCCCCGCCCCGUGGGACCCCCAGCAUCCCACUCGCUGUGCUCCCCGGCCUCCCGCCCAGUGGGGCCCCCGGCAGCCCACUCACUGUGCUCCCCCACCUCCGUCUCGCUGGGGGCCACAGGGGGCCGCCCCGCCAGCGUGCCUGCCGCUCGCCCCGAGGACUCAUCGGCAGCCUGCCUCCCAUGCUCCCCGGCGCCACGGCCCGUGGCAGCUGCCACAGCCCGCUCUCUCUACACCCCCACCUCUCGCUCGGCCUCACGGGUCAUGGGCACCGCAGGGUCUCGCUCAGUGUGCGGCCCUCAGUGGGGUCCCUCCUGUGACACCACCACUCGCUUGGGCUCCCAAUCCACGUGGGGACCAACCUCCCGCUCAGCAUGGAGCCUCGUGGGGCACUCGGGCUACUCCCACUUGUCCCGCACUGCCUAUGGUGCACUCACGCGCCCUCCAUACAGCUCCCUGUCCCGCUCCUCCUACAACACCUUGUCCCGCUCUGCCUACACCACCCUACCCCGCUCCACCUCUGCCUAUGCAACCCUGCCCCGCUCGGGGUCGCGCUCCUCUGGCAGCACACUGCCCCAGGUGGGGUCCCGCACGCCCUGGAGCCCUGAGAGGAGCAGUCUCACCUACUUCAAACGCAAAUACCUGUAAUGGAGAGAAACCAGGGGAAAAGCCAAAGCCAGUGAAUUAAAGCCUGUGUGCAGAUGCUUUGAAAGAGGUUAGAAAUAGGGUGAUGGAGAGCAGCGUGUGUAGUCCUGAGUAUUUAUCCACGCAUUUGAGAUGUGCCAGAAAGCAGGCUGCUAACCGACUGCUGAGGGAUGCAUUUGAUGUAAUACUUGUAUGUCUUGAGACGGUAUGGUGGAAGUGACAAAUGAACAUGCUCCCUGUGGAGCCAUGGUGACAAUAGUUGCACAGUGCAGGUAAUCAGACUUACUUGCUUGGUCAAGCUGUUUUAUAAAUGAUGUGCUUUCACUCUCUCUUCUCUUGAUUUCUUGCAAUGUGUAUUUCUCACAUCUCCCUAGGCUACAGCACUCAGUUGCAAAUCUCUCUCCCUGCAUAAAAUGUGCUGUCCUUGGGAUGCUGCAAAGAGGUGGCAGCAGACCUCCUUACAUCUUGUCUAACAGACACGGGGCCUCUGAGGCCCGGUAUUGUGGCUCAGGUCAGUUCUGCAUGCACUCAUAUUUUCUUAGUUAGGAGGCAAUGAAAACUGUGGAGGUCAUGGAGUAAUUAAAUUGUUACAAAUCAACUGAAGAGGUU
Molecule: messenger RNA, 4812 nt
Organism: Athene cunicularia (burrowing owl)
Lineage: Eukaryota; Metazoa; Chordata; Aves; Strigiformes; Strigidae
Product: protein-glutamine gamma-glutamyltransferase 5-like
Exons: 13
Coding region: 403-4206 (1267 amino acids)
Biological process (GO): peptide cross-linking
Molecular function (GO): protein-glutamine gamma-glutamyltransferase activity
Source: RefSeq, a predicted model, not a curated record